Molecule: messenger RNA, 993 nt
Organism: Penicillium argentinense
Lineage: Eukaryota; Fungi; Ascomycota; Eurotiomycetes; Eurotiales; Aspergillaceae
Product: cytochrome b5 reductase family protein
Exons: 4
Coding region: 1-993 (330 amino acids)
Biological process (GO): ergosterol biosynthetic process
Molecular function (GO): cytochrome-b5 reductase activity, acting on NAD(P)H
Source: RefSeq, a predicted model, not a curated record
AUGUUCGCCCGCCAGACAUUCCGCUGCGCUCAGCCUUUGAAGCAGAGCUUCCGCAAGUACUCUGCGGAGGCACCCAAGGCCGCUGAGUCUGCCGCCCAGACUCCUCCUCCCCCUCCCAAGAAGGCCAACUUGACCCCUAUCUACCUCGGUGUCGGUCUGGCCGGCCUGGGUGCUGGUCUUUACCGCUACAACGCCAGCGCCGAGGUCAAGGACCGCCCGAAGGUUUUCAACGGCGAGGAUUGGAUCGACCUCAAGGUCUCCAACAUUGAGACUCUGAGCCACAACACCAAACGCCUGCGCUUCGAGUUCGAGGACAAGGAGGCCGUUGGCGGUCUUCCCGUUGCCUCUGCUCUGCUCACCCGAUUCAAGCCCGAGGGUGCCGAGAAAAACGUUGUCCGUCCCUACACUCCCACCAGCGAAGAGGACCAACCUGGCUACCUCGAGCUGGUCGUCAAGGCCUACCCCAACGGCCCGAUGUCCGAGCACAUCCACUCCCUGAACGUCGACCAGCGCCUGGCCUUCAAGGGCCCCAUUGUCAAGUACCCCUGGGAGACCAACAAGCACAAUCACGUCUGCCUGAUUGCUGGUGGUACCGGUAUCACCCCCAUGUACCAGCUGGCCCGCCAGAUCUUCAAGAAUCCCGAGGACAAGACCAAGGUCACUCUGGUGUUCGGUAACGUCAGCGAGGACGACAUUCUACUGAAGAAGGAACUUCAGGAUCUGGAGAACACCUACCCCCAGCGCUUCCGCGCCUUCUACGUCCUGGACAACCCUCCCAAAGAGUGGACCGGCGGCAAGGGCUUCAUCACCAAGGAGCUGCUGAAGACUGUCCUGCCGGAGCCCAAGGAGGAGAACAUCAAACUCUUCGUGUGCGGUCCCCCCGGCCUGUACAAGGCUAUCAGCGGCGGGAAGGUCAGCCCCAAGGACCAGGGCGAGCUGUCUGGUAUCCUGAAGGAUCUUGGCUACAGCAAGGAGCAGGUCUUCAAGUUCUAG